CGUGACUGGUACGUGUGGGAAUGAACUACUUACUGCCGCCAUCUACCCAAACUUCAUAACAUCACCAGGAUACCCGAGUCAUUACCGCAAUCACUUAACUUGCAGAUGGACCGUGGUACAUGCACACGGUUACUUAUGUAAACCCACAGAGAUAUAUAUUCACGAUUUACAUUUAGAGACCUGCUGCGACCACCUUACGAUAUAUGAUGGUCCAACCGAGUCUGCCCGGAUACUAGUCCGGCUUAGCGGAACCCCGCCGCCACAACUGAUCAAAGCGACAGGAAACAAUACCCUCAUCAAGUUUACGACAGACAGUUCGGCGACAGGUCCAGGCUUUAAGCUGUCCUACAAGCACACCAAGGCUACGCCGUCGCUUUCUAAGAUGGUCACAGUGACAAAAACAGAACUCGUUGUAGAAAUGUAUGUGGAUUUCGUAUCAUGCUUUCCCUACCGGUUAGUGCACUGGAGAAAUGGUGAUAUUUCAAUUCAGCAAGAUGAAAGACACAACCUAACCGUGACCCCCGUCAGGGUCACCAGUGAGUAUCAACCUGAUGUCACGCUUGAAGGGUUCAGAGCCACACUCAGAAUCCAGGACCCAGAAUUACAGGACUUUGGGUUGUACAGGGUGACUGUCGGAAAUUCAGAAGGCAUAAGCGAAAGUUCAGUGUUCCUAGAUAGAGCAACAUCGGUUCCCACUUUUCACAGCUAUAGUUUAUCAUCCCAAGAUGCUACUAUCACGGUGACUUUUUCCUCCGACCCAAACUUUCAGGUUGAAUGGUACAAGAUCCAACGCAUCCUUACCGCUGAGAGUAACGUUGAUAUUACAACACAUCGUGAUGACAAUGCACUAGAAACCGAGGCCACAUACACAACCCUCCUGAAGUAUGGAACCCCCACCGAACCCAACUACGGGAAGUAUAUGUGUGUCCUCAGGAACAAUAAUGGUACAACAGAAGUCUUCAUCGAUAUGGGAUUUCCUGAAACAGAACUUCCUCAUUUGUUGGAGACAGCUGUUCAACAGAGUGAUAAGUUUAUCGUGCUAACAGUGAACUUUGACUCCAACAUUGCAUAUCCAACGGCAACCUGGUACCAUAACAAUGAUCAGUUGGGAACAUCGGAUAAAUAUGCUACAGAAUUGAAAUGGAAAAAUAUAUCCAGUCAGGACUGGCUUCUUUAUCAUUAUCCUCCUGUCCAAAAUUCGACGAAGUUCGAAUCUGUUGUGACCAUGAAUGUUUCAACUAACUUCCGGUACAAGUAUCCGUCCAUUGGUGGGAGUAGAUCUUUUUCGCACCCUAACGCUAACUAUACCGCGGUGUUGGCCAUAUACAACUUGACACAGGAGGACUUUGGUCUGUACAAGGUAGUUUUGGAGAAUGGCGCUGGACUUUCUCGUAAAGUUAUUGAAGUGACUGCACCAGAAGUUUUCUAUAACCACGUGUGUGAUCAAGAGGAUACCGUUCAACUGGUAUGCCACGUCACUUCCUGUUCAUCGGUCAUUCAAUCAUGGAUCCAUUCCAUUAAUGAUAGUGUUAUUAGGACUUUUCAGGGUCAUCAAAAUGAUACCACAAACACAUUAACAAUACCGACAUGCAUGCACGCGGAUGCAGGCACGUACACUUGCGUGGCUACGGAAGAAGAAACCGGACGUGACGUAACGAUUCAUUACAAUACGACAACACUCACAGUCAGAGCUGUCCCUGUCAUACUGGCCAACUAUGGGACUCUACAGAAUGACCGAUUGGAGAUAGAAGUUCCCUUCUAUUCAUUUCCCUCUCACAGUCGCAUCACGUGGCAACGAAACGGGGAAUAUCUGUUGUCAUCCGGAAGUGACAUCAUCAGUGAGGAACCACGUUACCUUGACCUAACAUUUCACGGAAAGGAACUCCAACGGGAAGGAUAUGUAACUAAGAUAAUCAUACUUAGCCCUACAGCUGAAAAGUUUGGAACGUACAAAAUUCAAAUCACAAACGAUGUGGGAACUUCUGAGGUAUUCCUAGAGGUUACAAAUCCAGAUUAUGCCGAACCAGUGAUUUCUUAUGACGUCAUCGUGUCAUAUGAAGGAAAUUCUGCUCUCUUAAAUUUGACCUUCACCUCCUACUACCCUUACCUCAGUGUGAAGUGGUUCUUCAGAGGCGAGGAGGUACAGAAAAACCACCCAGCCAACAAGUUCUUAAUCCAGACUGACCCCUCAAGAAACGAAACUGACCCACGUCCUGCAGUGCGAAUAACUGAUAUGAAGUCUUCUAUCCUGACCGUCAUGAGCGUAACAGAAGAGGAUUGUGGGAAAUAUCAAGCUAUGGUUUCAAACGAGGCUGGUCAGGCGGUAAUACCUGUGACUUUACAUAAACAGGAAUACGAUAUUCCUACUGUGGUCGGGAAAUUGGGUACGAAUAAAGAAGACACAACUACGGAAAUAUUUGCUUCCUUCUAUUCUUAUCCAAGCUACAGAGACAUCAGGUGGUUUAAAGAAGGCACAGAGAUAUCCUGGGAUUCGUCAAAAUACCGCAUCGCUAACGAGGAUAUCGACAUUGAGAUCUCGUCCAAUGGAGAAACUAUCGUGAGAACAGGAACCCAAACGAGGCUGAAUAUGACAUCAUUAAACAACAAUGAAUAUGGACUUUAUACCGUACAGAUAUACAAUGAUGUUGGCAUGACGGAGCGAUCGAUAACACUGGAUGAAUGUACAUGACGGAGUUCAGGGACAUCAACCUUCGACAAACCACCGCCUAUAUAAGAACUUUUGAAUAUAUCAGGAACCGUCGGCACUUUCCUUAAAUGUGAACUUAGUCGACCGCACGCUUGUAAUAAUCUGUUUAUCUUUCAUGCAAUGCAUUAGUCAGGGAAAAUAUACCAUGUGUUAUGAAAAUGAUCCGAAUUAACGUUGGAAAAGUAACUGUUAAUAUGGAGACGUCGAUAAGGACUUAUACCCCUGCUUGUAUCAAGAUAAUGUGGACUUUUUUGAAAUUUGCAAAAUAUCCACUCAAUACAAAAUGUAUGUUUAAUCUUAACGGAUCUCCGCCCCACUGCCAAAAACUGUAACAAAGAAUUGAAAAGUAUUUCUUCCGGCAGACUUUAGCUUUGAUAAAUCAUUUCUGAAACGAAACUAUACCGUGUUGAGCUUUGAUGAGAAAUUAUAAAGAUGGAAUAAACAUUGUAAUCAACAUGAGUGUUCUGAGAGUAAAAAAUGAAAGGGACAGGACCGUGAUUCGAACCCUGAACUUCAGAUUGUUAUACUCUCGCUCUAAUCGAAUGAGCUAUCUGGUCAACGGAAUUAUCCUCGACCUAAUGUGCUGCAAUUUUAUCCAAAUAGAAGUUAACCGGAGGUUAUUGUAUAAAGGGAAAAACGAGGUACAGUGGGACAAGGAUUCUUAAAUGUGAACCUGGUUUUUAAGAGCAUAUGGACACAUGAUUUGUGUUGGGUCAAUGCAUUGAUUCGAAACCCGGACGUCAAAUUAAUAUACAAUCGCACUAACUAAUUGAGCUACCUUGUCAUUGGAGAAGUGUUCUGCCCAAACUUGUUUACAGUUACAUCUAAACUGAAGUUAAGGGGAGGUAACUGUAUAAAGAAAAAAACGCAAAGUGCAGUGGGGAUCCUUAAGGUAUCUUGGAAUGUUUCUAAAAAUGUAGUGUUAGAAAGUAGAUUACGUCUUUGAAUAUGAUAACGAGGACAUAUAAAAAAGAAACACGGGCAGAAUUAACAAAUUUAAACCGAGGUUGAACUGGGACAGCGAUCGCCGACCCUUAAUGGGACGGAAGGAAGAAAGAGACGCCUCUCAAAGAAACAGCUGUAAGCCGAGACCUCUCGAAGGAGUGAGAGGACAAUAAUUCAUUAUAUCAUAUUUCGUUUCACCAAAAAGCGUUCAAUAUAUGUCAUUGUUAUAUAUAUGUAUAUAUGAAGUGUCAUUCUACCAUAUAUCAAUAGAUCUUACUUCGAAAAAUAUGUAACGAUAUGUGUUAUAUGUAUAAUAAUUGAUAUUACCCCUUAAUAAAAAUUACAUGCUUUAAC
Messenger RNA from Mizuhopecten yessoensis (Yesso scallop), 4006 nucleotides. RefSeq names its product neural cell adhesion molecule 1-B-like. The record is from RefSeq and is a predicted model, not a curated record. The transcript is spliced from 12 exons. The coding region runs from base 383 to 2689 and encodes 768 amino acids. NCBI's taxonomy places the organism in Eukaryota, Metazoa, Mollusca, Bivalvia, Pectinida, Pectinidae.